UAUGAGUAUUAAUGGAACUACCAAUUGCGAUUUAUACUCUAACCUGCUUCACUAUGAUGACUCUGAGUUUCUUAUUCUUUCUUUCAAUGCCCGCUCUCUGUCUAAUAAAAUCAUUCAUCUUAAAACUCUUUUAUUCCUUGUAAAUCCAACCAUUGUACUUAUUACGGAAACGUGGUGUAAUUCAUCUAUAUCCGAUCAUUCCUUGAAUGUAGAUAACUACGUUUUCUUUAGAACCGAUAGAUGUUAUGGAAUAGGAGGCGGUACAAUUAUCUAUGUCCGUUCAGACAUUCAAGCGUGCAAAUUUGAGGAUAAAUC
Messenger RNA from Schistosoma margrebowiei, 315 nucleotides. The record is from the annotation of a GenBank genome assembly. Lineage: Eukaryota; Metazoa; Platyhelminthes; Trematoda; Strigeidida; Schistosomatidae.